AUGUCUUUCUUUCAAGAGGAGAACGACGAGUAUGAGGAUGUGAGCACUGUUAUGGUUCGAAACUCGCAUCUAGAUCUUAUGGAUCAAGAUAUAUUGUAUCAUUUGGCUCUAGGGAGUGGUUCACAUGACCUUAGAGCCAUGUUCGGCGAUGUUAAGUUUGUGUGUAUGGGUGGGACACCAAAACGUAUGGAACAAUUCGCUUAUAGAUUGAUGGAAGAAAUAUCGUACAAAAUACCUACAGGUACCACGUUGCAGGACAUCAGUCGAUAUUCGUACAGAUACUCUAUGUACAAAGUUGGCCCUGUCUUGUGUAUAAGCCAUGGUAUGGGCAUGCCUUCGGUGGGAAUCCUUUUACACGAGAUCAUCAAGCUGAUGUUCCACGCUAAAGUCGUAGAUCCUGUCUUCUUUAGGAUAGGUACAAGUGGUGGUAUCGGACUGGAAGGCGGGACCGUGAUCAUUUCCGACGAGGCCGUGGACGGAACCCUUCAACCACACUUGGAAUUACAAAUUCUUGGCAAGACUGUGAAAAGGAGUUCCGUCCUUGAUAAGAAACUACAAUGGGAGUUAAAAUCGCUAGCGGAACCAGACGACCCGUAUCCUACAGUGAUCGGCAAGACCGUAUGCACCAGCGACUUCUAUGAAGGUCAAGGACGUAUGGACGGAGCAUUUUGCGACUUCACAGAAGAAGAAAGAAUGGAAUACUUAGAAAAAUUAAAAUUUAAUGGUGUGAGGAAUAUCGAGAUGGAAUCUUUAGCUUUCGCAGCACUAACGCACCAUGCAGGGAUUAAAGCAGCCGUGGUUUGUGUCACCCUGUUGGACCGGCUAAAAGGAGAUCAGAUCCACUACCCCAAAGAGGUGCUGGACGAAUGGCAGCAGAGACCCCAGAAACUAGUGUGCCGUUACAUAAAGAAAUACCUGUCGAAACGGGGCUUGAUAUUGAACAACCAUUGCGGUUCGGUGAACGUCAAGAGCCCUAGGAGGUUCAAGCUCGUCCAACAAGAAUCUGAAAGUUAUGACUAA
This is a messenger RNA of Macrosiphum euphorbiae (potato aphid), 1020 nucleotides long. Lineage: Eukaryota; Metazoa; Arthropoda; Insecta; Hemiptera; Aphididae. The record is from the annotation of a GenBank genome assembly.